Molecule: messenger RNA, 1740 nt
Organism: Coprinopsis cinerea okayama7#130
Lineage: Eukaryota; Fungi; Basidiomycota; Agaricomycetes; Agaricales; Psathyrellaceae
Product: pre-mRNA-processing protein 45
Exons: 5
Coding region: 1-1740 (579 amino acids)
Biological process (GO): mRNA splicing, via spliceosome
Cellular component (GO): spliceosomal complex
Source: RefSeq, a predicted model, not a curated record
AUGGCUGCUUUGGCAUCACUCUUACCGGCUCCAUUGAAUGCCCCAGCCGUUCCAGACAACGAGAACCAUGUUCCAACCGUUACCCCAAUUGCACCAACUCAAUCGGUAAUUAUCCGGACAGCUGUUCCACCCUAUGGACAGCGAGUAGGUUGGAAACCAACAAGUCAAGAAGACUUUGGUGAUGGUGGCUCAUACCCUGAAUGCCAUGUCGCGCAGUAUCCUCUCGGUCUGGGAAAGAAGAAGACUGCCGCCGGAAACACCCUCGCACUGCAGGUCGACAGCGAAGGCAACGUCCGCUACGAUGCCAUCGCCCACCAAGGCCAACGAGAAGGCAAAGUCGUCCAGUCCCAGUUCAAAGACCUCGUCCCCCUCGCACACCGCAAAGACCUUGAUGACGCUGCUCGAAGCAUGGAACGGCCUUCUGAAGAGGAGGUCAUGGAAACUGCUGAACGAACCAAGGCCGCCUUGGAGAAGUUGGUGAAUGGGAAGAUAAAAGCGGCGCAACCAAAAAAUGUACCGGAGAGUCAGGGAAAGACAACGUAUAUACGGUAUACGCCUGGGCAACAGAAUGGAGGGCAAGGGUUGAACCAGAGGAUUAUAAAGAUGACGGAGGUGGUGGAGGAUCCGUUGGAACCGCCUAGAUUCAAGCACAAGAAGAUCCCUCGUGGCCCACCCAGUCCUCCCCCACCGGUUUUACGAAGUCCACCGCGCAAAGCAACAGCCGCCGAACAAAAGGAGUGGAUGAUUCCUCCGUGUAUUUCCAAUUGGAAGAACAACAAGGGUUUCACCAUUCCUCUCGACAAGCGGUUAGCGGCAGAUGGUCGUGGCCUGCAGGAUGUACACAUCAACGAUAACUUUGCCAAAUUUUCCGAAGCUCUUUUCGUCGCUGAUCGACAUGCCCGUGAAGAAGUUCGACAGCGAGCACUCAUGCAACAGAAACUCGCUCAAAAGGAGAAGGAGGCGAAGGAGGAGAAUCUUCGCAUGCUCGCCCAACGAGCGCGUGAAGAACGUAGUGGGAUUGCACCUAAACCUUCUGCUCAGUCUCAGGCUGCAAUGAAGUCUUCGUUCGCAGCGUACGACAGUGGCAGUGACAGCGAGGCCGAAUCUGGUUCGGACUCGGAGAGCGAUGACGAUGAGGACGCAAGGAAGAUUCGAGACCAGAUGAGGGCGGAGAAGAGACGAGAACGAGAGCGGGAGAUGCGAAUGAACAACAUGGGUACCGAGCAGCGAGCCAAGAUGCUCGCUCGACAACAAAACCGAGAUAUUUCGGAAAAGAUUGCGCUCGGUCUGGCCAAACCUACCAUGUCGAAAGAGUCAAUGUUGGAUUCCCGACUUUUCAACCAGGAGAGCCUGUCCGGGAGUUUCGGCGACGACGAAUCAUACAACCUCUACGACAAACCCUUGUUCCAUGGCUCCACUGCCGCUGCUGCUAUCUACAAGGCCAGGGGCAACAUGGCCGAAGGCAAUGAAGAUUCGUUCGGUGGGGGUACGGAGGAGGGUAUUGGGCGUGCGUUGGACAAUGAUCGGUUCAGUCUUGGUCGGCCCAAGGUCGGGUUUGAAGGCGCCGCUGACCAGGAGGUUCGGGAAGGCCCCGUGCAGUUUGAGAAGGAUACUGGAGACGUUUUCGGUGUCAAUCAGUUCUUGGACGAAGCAAAGGCUGGGAAGAAGCGUGGACUGGAAGCAGGAGGAUCGAGCUCAAGGAAACGGCAACAACUGGACCGUGCAGGAGACCGGGAGUAG